UCCAAUUGACCAUCAAAUUCAAAGCAAUUCAACUUUUUAAUCAUUGAAAUAUCAAAAAAAUGGGAGCUUUUCAGCUGAGCUCUUUAGCUCUAUAUUCUUCCUCAGUCUCUUUAAACUUCAACUACAUUACCAAUACACAAAAAACUCCUAAAAAAACUUACUAUAAGCCCCUCAGCUUUUCCAGAACUAGAGGAGGAAAAAUCAGAGCCAUUACCACCAUCCCAGACAGUGAAUCCGAAGAUAUAGAAGCAGACGGACCGCCUUCUGUUGAUUUUGCUUUUUUUAGUUCUUCUUUAUUACCAGAUGGAACUCCUGAUGUGCUACUUCGAAGAGCUUGUGGUGGGCAGAAACUAAGGGAUAUAAUGUUGGAGGCAAAUAUUGAUUUGUAUGGACCCUAUUCUAGGCCUCUGCUAAAUUGUGCAGGGGGAGGAACUUGUGGGACGUGCAUGGUGGAGGUUAUUGAAGGAAAAGAGCUAUUAAGCCCUCGUACUGACAAAGAGAAGGAAAAACUGAAAAGGAAACCGAAAAACUGGAGACUUGCUUGCCAAACUAAAGUUGGUGAACCAGAUUCCAGAGGACUGGUUGUUGUCCAACAACUUCCUGAAUGGAAAUCUCAUGAAUGGAGCUAUGAAGAGAUAGACCCCUCAGAGCCUCUUUAAGACAUUUUUGUUUCUCUACUAUUGUAAAUUACCAAAAAAAAAAAAGGAAGUAA
Morus notabilis is the source of this 712-nucleotide messenger RNA. Its product is annotated as photosynthetic NDH subunit of subcomplex B 3, chloroplastic. Gene Ontology annotation, molecular function: 2 iron, 2 sulfur cluster binding. NCBI's taxonomy places the organism in Eukaryota, Viridiplantae, Streptophyta, Magnoliopsida, Rosales, Moraceae. The record is from RefSeq and is a predicted model, not a curated record. Gene Ontology annotation, cellular component: chloroplast thylakoid membrane. Bases 60 to 659 code for a protein of 199 amino acids. The transcript has 6 exons. Gene Ontology annotation, biological process: P450-containing electron transport chain.